Molecule: messenger RNA, 4932 nt
Organism: Oncorhynchus nerka (sockeye salmon)
Lineage: Eukaryota; Metazoa; Chordata; Actinopteri; Salmoniformes; Salmonidae
Gene: glceb
Product: glucuronic acid epimerase b
Exons: 6
Coding region: 275-2059 (594 amino acids)
Biological process (GO): heparan sulfate proteoglycan biosynthetic process
Cellular component (GO): Golgi apparatus
Molecular function (GO): heparosan-N-sulfate-glucuronate 5-epimerase activity
Source: RefSeq, a predicted model, not a curated record
GAUGCGCGAUUGUGUGUCCACAUUAAAUGUUGCGCGAAGGUAAGGCAUACAGCCUCUUGUGAAAAGGAACAUUCAGAGAGAAGCCAGCUAUCUAAGUAAUUGAUUUCAGAAUCCCUGGAUAUUCAGCACUAUAACUGAACAGGACAUUUAUUGAGCUUUUGUCGCAGGUGGUGAGGAGUCGGCCAGAUGAACUAGAUCCAGGGGAACCCGUAGCCGGGGACAUGACUGAUCCGUUGGCUGUUUUCUGCUGAAUGGAUUAGGGUGUGCUGUGACCAUGCGUUGCCUGGCGGCCCGGGUCAACUACAAGACCCUGAUCGUCAUCUGCGCCCUCUUCACCCUCCUCACCAUGCUUCUGUGGAACCGUUGCUCCAGCGACACCGCCCUGCGCUUCCUCCCGCGGGCCCCGCCGCCACCCCCCAGCGCUAAGGGGGGCGACGCCAGCAUUAGCAGCCAGCAGCAGCCCCCGGAGCCGCCGCCCAUAGUAGGCGGAGCUGCCGGCAUCAAGUACGAAGAGAUGGACUGCCUGAUUAACGACGACGUCACGAUAAAGGGUCGGCGGGACGGUGCUGAAGUGUACUUUCCUUUCAGCUGGCUGGAGAAGUACUUUGAGGUGUACGGCAAGGUGGUGCAGUACGACGGUUACGAGCGCUUUGAGUUCCAGCACAGCUACUCCAAGGUGUACGCGCAGCGCGAGCCCUACCACCCGGAUGGCGUCUUCAUGUCCUUCGAGGCAUACAACGUGGAGGUGCGCGACCGCGUCAAGUGCAUCAGUGGAGUGGAAGGCGUGCCCCUCUCCACCCAGUGGGGUCCCCAGGGUUACUUCUAUGCCAUCCAGAUCGCCCAGUACGGCCUGAGCCACUACAGCAAGAACCUGACGGAGCGGCCACCCCAUGUGGAGCUGUACGACGCGGCCGAGGAGAAGGACAACCGCGCGGGCUCACCCAGCGGGCCCUGGACGGUCCCCAAGGGCUGCAGCCUCACACGGCUCCACGACAAGGGCCGUGCCACCGCUGUGCGCCAGUUCAGUGCCCCAGAGAACUCUGAAGGUGUCUCCCUCCCCCUGGGCAACUCCAAGGACUUUAUCAUCUCCUUCGACCUCAAGUUCACCUCCAACGGAAGCGUGUCUGUGGUGCUGGAGACCACGGAGAAGGGCGCGCCCUUCAUCAUCCACUAUGUCACCUCCACUCAGCUCAUCGCCUUCAGCGGCCGCGACAUCACCUACGGCAUCGGGCCCCGUACUGCCUGGUCCACGGUCACCCGGGACCUGCUGACCGACCUGAGGAAGGGCGUGGGCCUGUCCAACACCAAGGCCGUCAAGGCCACCAAGGUGAUGCCGCGGCGGGUUGUGCGACUGAUAGUCCGUGGUCGCGGUACCAUCGACAACGUCACCAUCUCCACCACGGCGCACACGGCUGCUUUCUUCGCCGCCAGUGACUGGCUGCUGCGCAACCAGGACGAGCGUGGCGGAUGGCCCAUCAUGGUCACACGCAAGCUGGGCGAGGGCUUCCGCCCGCUGGAGCCUGGCUGGUACUCCGCCAUGGCGCAGGGCCAGGCCAUGUCGACUCUGGUCCGCGCCUACCUGCUCACCAAGGACCAGACGUACCUGAACGCUGCGCUGCGUGCCACCGGCCCCUACAAGCUGCACUCUGAACAGCACGGCGUCAAGGCUGUCUUCAUGAACAAGUACGACUGGUACGAGGAGUACCCCACUACACCAGGCUCCUUCGUGCUCAACGGCUUCAUAUACUCGCUGCUCGGUCUCCACGAUCUGGCCGAGACGGCGGGCGAGAAACUAGGCCGGGAGUCUGGCCUGUUGUUCUCCAGGGGCAUGGAGUCCCUCAAGGCCAUGCUGCCACUGUAUGACACGGGCUCUGGCAGCAUCUACGACCUGCGGCACUACAUGCUGGGCACAGCCCCCAACCUGGCACGCUGGGACUACCACACCACGCACAUCAACCAGCUGCAGCUGCUGGCGUCCAUCGAUAACGCGCCCAUCUUCCGGGAUGUGGUGAAGCGCUGGAAGAGCUACCUGAAGGGGGGGCGGGCCAAGCACAACUAGGAGCCGGUCCUGGAGGGGGGGGCGGGCCAAGCACAACUAGGAGCCGGACCUGGACCAUGAACUCUAUGGGGAGGUGUGGGAGGGAAGCGGGUGGUAUGUGUGUGUGCACAUCUCUGUGUGUGUAGCCUACGUAGCUAAGUGUGUGUGCACAUCUGUGUGUGUGUGUUUGCACAUCUCUGUGUGUGUGUAGCCUACGUAGCCACGUGUGCACAUCUCUGUGUGUGCACAUCUCUGUGUGUGUGUGUAGCCUACGUAGCUACGUGUGCACAUCUCUCUGUGUGUGUAGCCUACGUAGCUACAUCUAUCUGUGUGUGUAGCCUACGUAGCUACGUGUGCACAUCUCUGUGUGUGUGUAGCCUACGUAGCUACGUGUGUGUGUGUGCGCACAUCUCUGUGUGUGUGUGUGUGUGUGCACAUCUCUGUGUGUGUGUGUGCACAUCUCUGUGUGUGUGUAGCCUACGUAGCUACGUGUGCACAUCUCUCUGUGUGUGUAGCCUACGUAGCUACGUGUGUGUGUGUGUGCACAUCUCUGUGUGUGUAGCCUACGUAGCUACGUGUGCACAUCUCUGUGUGUGUAGCCUACGUAGCUACGUGUGCACAUCUCUGUGUGUGUGUAGCCUACGUAGCUACGUGUGCACAUCUCUGUGUGUGUGUAGCCUACGUAGCUAUGUGUGCACAUCUCUCUGUGUGUGUAGCCUACGUAGCUACGUGUGUGUGUGCGCACAUCUCUGUGUGUGUGUGUGUGCACAUCUCUGUGUGUGUGUAGCCUACGUAGCUACGUGUGUGUGUGCGCACAUCUCUGUGUGUGUGUAGCCUACGUAGCUACGUGUGCACAUCUCUCUGUGUGUAGCCUACGUAGCUACGUGUGUGUGUGCGCACAUCUAUCUGUGUGUGUAGCCUACGUAGCUACGUGUGCACAUCUCUCUGUGUGUGUAGCCUACGUAGCUACGUCUAUCUGUGUGUGUAGCCUACGUAGCUACGUCUAUCUGUGUGUGUAGCCUACGUAGCUAUGUGUGUGUGUGUGCGCACAUCUCUGUGUGUGUGUGUGCACAUCUCUGUGUGUGUGUAGCCUACGUAGCUACGUGUGUGUGAUCUGGUUACAGAGAAGGUGAAAGGUGUGUUCAGUCUAAAAGCGCUAAAUGUUUGCGGUGCCGUUCGUCCCGGGUCUUAUUUUUGCCACUGUAAUUGCAGCUGUGGUCUAUUCCGAGCUAGCUGUUGUAAUUAUGUGCAAACGUAGCUUCAGGGAGUGUGUCUGUGUGUCUGGGAGAAAAAGGGUGCCCCCCCCCCCCAUUUGUCUCUUCACUCAUCAGGAUGCUACAGAAGAAGAAUGUCUUGAAUAGCUUUGUUCCAACACUUUAUUCCUUCACUAGUCUCCCCUCUAAUGUUCUCCUGUGUUUUGGGAUGGCUGAAGAACUAGCUGACUGAAACCAUACUGUAAACACUCGAUGGAGUAUGAUAUGAGUCUAAUUUAUAAAGACUCUUUUUGGAGGAGAGUCUGUAUGAAUUCUGAAUGUUAGAUCAGGUUUUUCCCCCGACCGACCAGUUUCCCAACAACAUUGAUAAUAGUUGUUUUGAACGUACCAAAUGUUAUUUGUUGUUCUAUGAAAGUAAAUAGUCCACCGAUUGGUGUUCAGAGUAGAAAGAUAAGGAGCUACUGUCGUCAUUCACUAACAAUAGCUCCCCUGGAUUAUCAUGAGUAACCCCAGAUGUAGAAUCAGUUUAUUUUAACCCAAUCCCAACCUAAAACAUCAGUGUCCAAUUAAUAGAUCUAACUUGCGAUCAGCGGCAGGGUAGCCUAGUGGACUAGUAACGGGAAGGUUGCAAGUUCAAAUCCCCGAGCUGACAAGGUACAAAUCUGUCGUUCUGCCCCUGAACAGGCAGUUAACCCACUGUUCCUAGGCCGUCAUUGAAAAUAAGAAUUUGUUCUUAACUGACUUGCCUGGUUAUAUAAAGGUUAAAAAUAAUGUUUUUUAAAAAGCCCUUAGGGGCAGCAACUUCUCACCCCCUCCAUUCCCAUAGGCCUCAUAACCACCUCACCACAAUCUCAUUUUGGGGGGCGAAGAUUGAACCCUGCGGAGCCCCGUAGUCCUAAUCUGUUCAGGGGCGGUGUCCGUGUAGCUGCUCUCAGGUCAGUUUGAUUGCUCUGGGACACGGGUUGUAUUUCAGCCCAGCAAUGGGAGGCAGCAUCCCUGAUCCCCGGCCACAACUAGCUCCCAUUACAGCUCCCUGGGGUCGGCCCAUCAUCCUUCACAUACUGGAGCCAGAGGCAUUCGCUAUAGUCGUUACAUUACAUCCUAUCUUUUCCCAUUGCCAGGAAAUGGCCGCCCUCCUCAGUCUGAGACUGGAGCUCUGUUCAUGUCCAUUAUAAAUCCAUCUUGAAUUCUUCCUUAGUGAUUUCACUCAUUUUAAUUUCACCAUGGGUUGAUUUUCGUGAACCCUCUCCAGUUGUGAGUGUCUGAUCAGCAAAUGAAAUGUAGAUGAAUGUAACAUCUCAUUGAAUAUUGUUAUUGUUUCAGUAACACUGACAUCAUAUCCUAUUUUACAUUCAUUGUCAGAAAUACUGGCUACUACACUACAUUUUAAUUACUCUAUCAAUCAUCUGGAAAUUAUAUCAAUAAUUUGCCAAUCAAUACACUACAAUUCUGGAAACGCGUGUGUGUGUGUGUGUGUCUGUGCGUGUGUGUGUCUGUGCGUGUGUGUGUCUGUGCGUGUGUGUCUGUGCGUGUGUGUGUCUGUGCGUGUGUGUGUCUGUGCGUGUGUGUGUCUGUGCGUGUGUCUGUGUCUGUGCGUGUGUGUGUCUGUGCGUGUGUGUGUCUGUGCGUGUGUGUGUCUGUGCGUGUGUGUCUGUGCGUGUGUGUCUGUGCGUGUGUGUG